Molecule: messenger RNA, 1768 nt
Organism: Mercurialis annua (annual mercury)
Lineage: Eukaryota; Viridiplantae; Streptophyta; Magnoliopsida; Malpighiales; Euphorbiaceae
Exons: 9
Coding region: 147-1691 (514 amino acids)
Source: RefSeq, a predicted model, not a curated record
CUCAUCGUCGUCAUCAAGAUUCAAAACAACAGAUACAUAGAUGGUGGCGAUGUUGAGGUAUUAGCUUCCAACAUUUUUGAAAAAGCUGUGUAUGUCUGUCAAAUUUAUAAACUAAACAAACAAACUUAAACCACAGUGCACACAAAAUGGAGGAAGAGAACAAAACGUCACCGGAAAACCAAGAAACUGAUCAGAAACAAGAACCACCGCAGCCGAAGAGCGGAGGAGGCGGAGGAUGGGGCGGCUGGGGUUUCUCUCCAUUCUCUGUCCUCUCAGAUCUUCAAAAAGCUGCCGAGGAGAUCUCUCGCAGUGCUGUGGUUGCUGCAGAGAAGGCAACAAAGAGCAUUGCGGAUAUACAAAUUGUUGAUGAAGAUUCUGAAUCUUCUAAAGAGGAUGAGGAGAAGGAGGGAGAGCAAGAAGAAUCCGAAACUGAUAAAGAAACUGAAGGUGGGGAUUCCAAGUUACGGAGAUCCGCCUUGGAUAAACUGGAGAAAGCUAGUGAGGAUUCCUUAUUAGGACAGAGUUUAAAGGUUCUUGAUGAUUCCGUGGAGAAUUUUGCUUCAGGAGCUUGGCAAGCAUUUGGAAAUGCAUUGAAAGGAGGUUCCAAUUUAGUUCAAAAGCUUGAGAAUUCUGCCGUGAACCUUGCUGAAUCGAUUCAACAUGGAAACUUAGCAGGAGGAGCUGGUUCAGUUGCACCAUCCUUACUAGAGACUGGAAAGGCUUUUACCGCAAAGGGAAUUCAAGUGCUUGAAUAUGUGGGGAAGGAGACCAUGGAUUUGCUGAUAACAGAAUCUGGUAUGGAAGUUGAUAAAAAUUCCAAAGGAUCUGAAGGAGAUCCCGAUGAGGAUCAACUACUUGAGGAAGUGACAUUUGAUAGGUGCUUCUAUAUAUAUGGAGGUCCAGAACAGUUGGAGGAGCUCGAGGCAUUAUCCAGCCAUUAUUCUCUCUUAUUUAACCGAAGAAAAGCAAAGUUAUCUGUUGAACAGAAGUCUGUGUUUGAUGGGAAGCUUAAACUUGUUCAGCAAAUUUUCAAUUUGAAUGUUGAAAUGGAUGAGAAUGCUGCAGAAUCUAACAAAGGGAAGAAAAUAGAGACUAGCACUGAGGGAGGUAGCGACGAGAUGAAAAAUUUACAUGACUCGAGUGUUAGCAAAGCUGCUGACAUGGCUGUUGGGUUUACAAAUGCUCUAGCAGGACAAACUGUGAAUGACAUAGUUCAAAGAACUGCCAGCCGACUCGAAACACUUCACUCUGAAGGAGUUCACAGGCUUUCUGAAAUGUGCAGUUCAGCUGUGUCUCAACUUCUGAUGCUCGGAAAAUAUGUCAUAUCCAAUGCUAACAAAACUCAGGAAGAUGAUGUCGAUGGGAACGUCAUGAACAUUGACUGGCCUGAAGAUUCUGUCGAAAAAGCUAAAGUAAUCCGAACAAAGGCACAAUCGAUGACGGGAUACAUCGAAGCAGUUUCUAACAGUUUCAUUACAGGCAUCUCGGAUGUAGCCGAAGCAUACGUAGCUGCCAUGAAAACUGCUACUGCUGAUUCUCAUGAUAAACUUCCCAAGACAUCAGUCCAGGAAAAAGCCAAUGCCUUUUCUGAACUUAUCCGCACCGAUCGGACCACAGCAGUGAGUAAAAUUCAGGAUGGGUUACAAUUCUUGUCAUAUGUAGUCAUUUCCACGUCUAUCGCUGCUGCUUGAAAACUUUCUUUUUCACGUAUGACUUACUCAUACCUGUAAAUAAUUGUUUAAUUAAUUAUAGGGUGAGUUUCAUUUUA